Messenger RNA from Struthio camelus australis, 2719 nucleotides. The record is from RefSeq and is a predicted model, not a curated record. NCBI's taxonomy places the organism in Eukaryota, Metazoa, Chordata, Aves, Struthioniformes, Struthionidae.
GGAAGGGAAAAGGAGUGAAUGCAUCAACUUUCAUUGUUCUGCUUUCAUGAUUAAGUUGCAGAACAACAUAUCGUAUCAAAUGGCAGAUAUACAUCGUUUAAAGGAACAACUAGCAGAAUUACGACAGGAAUUCAUUCGUCAGGAAGAUCAGCUUCAUGAAUACAAGAAAAACAAUACUUACCUUACAAGGAGAUUGGAAUAUGAUAGUCUGCAGUGUGGGCAGCAGAUCAAGGAAAUGAGACUGCAACAUGAAGAAAAUAUAAAGAAAUUACUGGACCAAGUUAUACGGGAACAAAAGGCCACACAGAAAAUUCAGUCCAGUAAAGGCACUGAAGUAGUAAGUCUCAAUGAUGAUGACCAAGCAGUAUCUAAGACCGUUCCAGAGACAGAAGAUAAAAACACAAUAAAGAAUGAAGAGCCUUCAGAUCAUGUUGUAGAUGGCAAAGAGAAAAUCAAAUUGGGAGGAGAUGCAGGCAUGCCUGGAAUAGAAGAUAAUGACCCUGCUAAAGCUGAAGAUACUCCCACUGCUUUAAAGAAGCCACUUAUUUCAGCUCUUCAAAGUGAAGGUCGUCAACCUGUUAUGAAUCUGCCGACUGAACAGCCCCAUGCUCCAAAUCUGGCUCCAGGUUUGCACACUGACAGUGAUGGAAAUGUUGAUACUGUGAAGCAGAUACCUCCAAAUUCUCUUCAGCACUUAAAUUUUGAAGAAAAUAUGGAAAAUCAGAAAGAACACAAAAUUAAAACAGACCAGAUAAAACUUCCAAAGAGCAGAGUUAGUGACUUGCAGAAGAUGAAGCAAAGCCGAUUCUUUGAUGAGAAUGAAUCCCCUGUUGAUCCGCAGCAGGGCUCUAAACUGGCAGAUUAUAAUGGGGAUGAUGGUAACGUGGGUGAGUAUGAGGCAGACAAACAGGCUGAGCUGGCUUACAAUGAGGAAGAGGAUGGUGAUGGUGGAGAAGAAGACGUCCAAGAUGACGAAGAAAGAGAUCUUCAGAAUGACCUCGUUGAUUAUGGCAAGCCACGCUUCAGCGAUGGUGUUCUUUAAAUCCCGAGUUAAACAGGAAAUGUAGAUGUGAAGAGAUCUCAAUUGAAGAACUUGAAGUGCUGCAAAACUGAACCAUUUUUACUUCAGCGUUUCUUACUUUAAAAGAAGCCUGUAAUAAAGUGAUAAGUAUACUUAAAGUUAGUGAAGUAACACAAGGAAACAGUUCUGUAAAUAUGUACAUAGUUGUACUAUUGCAAAUUGUAUUAAAACUUCAUUUUGUUGUUACAUUGAGCGCCAAUUAGACUGUACCUUACCUGUAACAAUCUUUACAUUUAAAACCAAUAUUAUAAAUAGAGGCUGAAUUGUUUCUGCAAACUAGAAAACUUUGUAAACUGGAGAACUUGUACAGUUUGUAUCUCUCAUGUAACAAAUACACUGUGGAAACAAUGUAUAGCCAAAGGACUCCUUUUCUACAGUAAUACCUGUAUGAGCAAAACUACUCUGCUUUUUUCAUGAGUGCUGUGUUUUUGUAGUUUGCAGAUUGAGCUAUCAAUUGAGAAUGAAAACAAUGUUUAAAAAUUGUUCCUUCCUUAAUGUAACCGAGGAAAGAUAUAUGACAGAGAAAUAGUCUUCAGAAGCAAGUACCAUUUUAAUUCUAGUAUACAGUGACCAAAGCUUAUAGCUAGAGCUGGGAUAAUUUGACACAUUCUGAGAAAGUUGUGUAACUAUAGCUUAUUUUAAAAGGUAAAAUAGCACAGCUUGUAAGAAAUAUGUUUGUGUACAGGUUAAAGAAAGCAGUUCUUCAGUGAGAAAUAAAGACAAGUCUACAGCUUUGUAGGAACCAUAAUGGAAGGCACAACCCUUGCCAUCAGUAAAUACAAUGUUGUACGCACUGUUUUACUGUUUCAAGACCAUCCCUCCUAUGUCACAGUCACUCAAGUUAAUUUACAGUACUUUGAUACAAUCUCUUCAGACAUCUGGCAUGUUCCAUGUUUUGCUUUCCUAUCUCAGAAGAGUUUGUAAGUUAGAUACUUUUUGUAUUCUGUGUUUAAGCACUUUCUGGAUUUUAUGGAAAAGAUUCUGUUGAUCUACAGUAGUGAAAACUAAGGUUGGGUUAAUAACUUUAAUUCUUCAAAUUUCUCCAAAAGGGCUACUGUGAAAAUAAUUUAUAGGGCCUGUGACGUGGGUGAUUGUACUUCUAUUAUCUCUGUACUCAGGUUCAGAUUUAAAAUAACAGUUAAGGUUUGCUUGAUGCAAUCCAGUAAACCCUUUAAAUAAAUUUCAAAGCUCAAACAAUUUUUGGCUACAGGGAUCUCUUACUAAUGAGUCUUGAAUAUACAAUUUCUUCAUGAAAUAAAAGUUUCAGAUUCUGCUGAUGCACCUUUGAGGAUUUUUUUUUUUUGUUUAAGGCUUGAGCUUUGUAUGCAUAAGCCAAAACUUUUCAUUAUGUACUUCUGGGAGGCAGAUUGGGGGACAGCCCUUUACAUGGUGUGAUUAUACUUCCAAUUGAAAAUAAAAUGCUGAACCUGCUCAGACUUAGAAACCAUACUAACACCACACAAUAGAAUUCUGGUACAAGUUUAUACUUAAAAACAGUCAUCAGUAAAUACUGUAUUUAAGCACUGCAAAUUUUUUUUGUUCCUGUCUUAAAAUGUAAUUUCACCCUGAAUUAGGUGUUAACUUCAUUCUUCUAAUGAAAGCAAUGUUUAUUGGGUUCUAAUAAACUGUUUAAAGUUU